CGGAGAAAGGAGGAACAACAGGCGCUCUGCCAACUUUAUUUCCUGGCUGGAGAGACAGUCAUGAUAUUAAACCCCAUGUACCUAGCAUUAGCCUGCCAGCUCUAGCCUUCUUAGAGGGAUGCCGUCCUUUAGUUAGGCUUACAGUAUUUUCAUUUAGAUUAGCCAAAUAACGCCAAGCACUAUGAAUUUAUUACCAUCAAAUCCCCACGGUAAUGGAUUACUUUAUGCCGGAUUUAACCAGGAUCACGGAUGUUUUGCAUGUGGAAUGGAAAAUGGAUUCAGGGUGUAUAACACAGACCCUCUUAAAGAAAAGGAAAAACAAGAGUUUCUUGAGGGAGGAGUUGGUCAUGUGGAGAUGCUUUUUCGAUGCAAUUAUCUUGCGCUUGUUGGAGGCGGAAAGAAACCAAAGUACCCGCCCAAUAAAGUGAUGAUUUGGGAUGACCUGAAGAAAAAGACUGUGAUAGAAAUUGAGUUUUCCACAGAGGUCAAAGCUGUUAAACUUCGCCGUGACAGAAUUGUGGUGGUCCUUGAUUCCAUGAUUAAAGUCUUCACAUUUACUCAUAAUCCUCAUCAGCUGCAUGUCUUCGAAACAUGCUAUAACCCUAAAGGUUUGUGUGUCUUGUGCCCAAACAGCAACAAUUCAUUGCUGGCAUUCCCAGCCACUCACUCCGGACACGUUCAGAUCGUAGAUCUGGCCAACACAGAGAAACCCCCAGUGGAUAUUCCUGCACAUGAAGGAGCUCUGUGUUGCAUCGCUCUCAACCUUCAGGGCACACGGAUAGCCACGGCAUCUGAAAAAGGGACCCUGAUCAGAAUAUUCGACACCUCAGCAGGUCACCUUAUUCAGGAGCUGAGAAGAGGAUCCCAAACUGCCAAUAUAUACUGCAUCAAUUUCAACCAGGAUGCCUCUCUUAUCUGCGUAUCGAGUGACCAUGGUACAGUCCACAUAUUUGCUGCAGAGGAUCCCAAAAGGAACAAGCAGUCCAGCUUGGCAUCGGCCAGUUUUCUCCCCAAGUAUUUCAGCUCCAAAUGGAGUUUCUCGAAGUUCCAGGUCCCGUCCGGUUCGCCCUGCGUCUGUGCCUUUGGAACAGAACCCAACGCUGUUAUAGCUAUUUGCGCUGAUGGCAGCUACUACAAGUUUCUGUUCAACCAAAAAGGGGAGUGUUCAAGGGAUGUUUAUGCUCAGUUCCUGGAAAUGACUGAUGAGAAGAUCUGAGCCUAGACACUGCUUCACUUUACCAGAUUGUUUCAUUCUUGAGGAUGUCAAAGAACUCGAGUGGCAUUCGUAAGACAGACUUUUCGGAGAUGACAGUGACAAGACAUGGAGGAGAGACCAAAAGAAACUCUAAAUACUCUAUUGACUUAAACAUGAGAGACCUUUCUGAGAGAUGACUGAAAAACUGUGACCCCAGAAAACACAUUCUGUGGUGUGACGAGAGGGAAAUCUUAUUUUUUUGAAAGGACAACGUUUUUUUAAAUUGUCUUCCAUGGGAUUUUUUUAAGCUUUGGAUGUCCUUGGCUAGGUAACGAGAGCGAAUCUCUUUGUCCACUGACAAAACCGAAUCUAAUGUAAUUAAGAGCAGAGGCGGGUGUAAACAUGUACAUCAUUCACACUAUGUAUUUGCAAACUAUUUGUUAGUGUUAGAUAUUGUUUUUCUUGCUGUAUGAACGCAGAAUACCGGAUGAAAAUGACGUAACUACAUAGUAUUUAGACUAGUGUAACAAAACAGAUAUUUUAUGGUGUAAAUGUGUGCUCCUCAUUUCAUGUAUUUGUUGGCUUUAAAAAAAUCAGAUUAAUAUAAUCAGUGCUCUGUAAAAGUUUUACUUCAGUGACAGUCACUGUACUAUCACACAAGAGACGUGACUGAUAUACACAACAUAUUAGGCCGUGGAGAGGAAUGAGGAAUUGCAUCAUCAUAUUUAGUCUACAUUAACACUCUUAAUGGUUUAAAAUAAAAUGCUCAACUCUAAAAUCCUGUUUUCUUCCCAAAGUAAUUCAGAAUAACAACAUUGCUACUUUACAAGAGAGUAAAUUGUAUACUAUUUAAACCUAGUUUCAGAUGAAUGCAUUGAAUUGCAUCUUUUUGUUUACUAGCUGUAGAAUUAGCACUUUAUGUAGUAUUGCAGCAGCCACUGACGCCCUGAUCUUUCACUUUUAAAGACGAACGCACUCAAAUUCUAGCAAAGUGCCCAGUCUCGUCACCUGAAGAACGUAGUGUUUUUAAGUUUUUGUCUUAAUUCUUAUAACCGUUCUUUGAAAUGUAUCUAUAAGCUAUUCUGUUAUUCAUUUGAUGCUUUUGUCAUUGAGAACGUGCAA
Messenger RNA from Labeo rohita (rohu), 2317 nucleotides. RefSeq names its product WD repeat domain 45B (gene wdr45b). Gene Ontology annotation, cellular component: cytosol; phagophore assembly site membrane; extrinsic component of membrane. The record is from RefSeq and is a predicted model, not a curated record. Gene Ontology annotation, biological process: protein localization to phagophore assembly site; autophagy of mitochondrion; protein lipidation. NCBI's taxonomy places the organism in Eukaryota, Metazoa, Chordata, Actinopteri, Cypriniformes, Cyprinidae. The transcript is spliced from 10 exons. Gene Ontology annotation, molecular function: phosphatidylinositol-3-phosphate binding; protein binding; phosphatidylinositol-3,5-bisphosphate binding. Bases 182 to 1216 code for a protein of 344 amino acids.